GCAUUCAAGGAAGUGUACUCAGUCUUUCAUUAUUACAAACAGGUUUGUAGAGUCCGCGGCGCGGCGAAGGAAAGUGUACAUACCGGUGUUGUGUGUGUGUACGAGGGGGUGGGUCCUAUUUCACCCACGGUCUACCCGAGACAGUCGAACUAUACCCUGGCUGGGUGAAUGCAGGUUUUGUGAAUCAUUUUCAAGUUGGACUAGAUCUGUGUAGACUGAGCACAGGUAGGAGUGUUGAAAUAGGGUGUGAGUUGCUUCUGUGUGUAAAUAUUACUUUAGUGAUACAGGUAGAUAAACACAUGUAGAGAGGAGAGAACCUGUGAGAUCUAACUGGAGGAUUAUUACAAGAGACUGUGCUGCAUGAACGUACCCAGGGUAGACAGUUGAAGAAGUAUAUUUUAGACUCAACCAGUCUGACUUGUCGGUGCUGUACACGUUGUUUGUCACCUACAUCCACCGCCUCACACCAUCAUGUCUGGAGGAUGCAUCCUAUCCCUGCUCAUCCUUGCUUGUGUCGGGCUGUGCUCGGGGGAGAAAGUGCUGCUGAUUGUACUCGGGGGAUUCCGCUGGGACUACUUCAACAUCCACACAUACGAUGUGCACGGUUUCAGCAAGGUGUUCGAAAAGGGUGUGAAAGCUGAUCAUCUCAUCCCUUCAUUUCCCACCCUCACCUACCCAAACAUCUACUCCCUCGUUACAGGUUUGUACCCUGAGAAUCAUGGGGUGAUCAGCGACGAGAUGUGGGACCCGGAAAUGCAGAGAAUGUUUUCCAAGGGAGACUAUUCCGAGUUUCUUAAACCCUACUGGUGGGACAUGGGCGAGCCUGUGUGGGUUACCGCGGCAAGACAGGGUAAGACGUCCUACCUGUUCAACUGGCCAGGCUGCGAUGCCACCAUCCGGUCACUGCAGCCCACGUUCUGUGUUCCGCACGCUGACGCCACACCUGACCUUACACCUGACCUUCAGAAAUUUGUGCAUUUCAAGCGCGAGGGCUUGGAGUUGCUCAAGAAUAAUACAGCGGAUUUCGUUGGUAUUUAUUUCGAGGUGUCGAAUUACGUCACCCACCUGUACACCCCAGGUAGCCAGGAAUCUAAAGGUCUGAGUAGAUGGCUCGACAAUGAAUUCGACAAGCUUGUUUACGACAUCGACAACGGCGAGCUGGAGUACGACGUGAACCUCCUGGUGGCUUCUGACCACGGUGUCGCAGACGUUUCCAAGAAAAAGGGUCGUCAACAUAACGGCCGUUCUUGUCCGAGAAGACGUCGACCACAUUGUAGGCCACGGGGCCAUCGUCAGUGUCUGGCCAAAGACGAAUAAAGUCCGGCAGGUGUAUGAUAAGUUGAAGGAUUACAACGACAACGUUGACGUAUUUCUGAAGGACGACCUCCCCGACACGUGGCAUUACCGAGACAACAUCCGGGUCGCCCCAGUCACCCUCGUGGCCAAGCUUGGCUGGAUGAUAGCUACACCUGACCAAGGACUGCCCAAGAGUGACCGAGGUCGUCGGUUCCGCAGCUAUGAAGGCUAUGACAACAAGGAGGUCAAGAUGAGGGCCACGUUCUUCGGGUUUGGACCAA
Haliotis rubra (blacklip abalone) is the source of this 1577-nucleotide messenger RNA. RefSeq names its product glycerophosphocholine cholinephosphodiesterase ENPP6-like. NCBI's taxonomy places the organism in Eukaryota, Metazoa, Mollusca, Gastropoda, Lepetellida, Haliotidae. Bases 472 to 1317 code for a protein of 281 amino acids. The transcript has 8 exons. The record is from RefSeq and is a predicted model, not a curated record.